Messenger RNA from Tarenaya hassleriana, 623 nucleotides. Its product is annotated as transcription initiation factor IIA subunit 2-like. Gene Ontology annotation, cellular component: transcription factor TFIIA complex. The coding region runs from base 133 to 453 and encodes 106 amino acids. The transcript is spliced from 4 exons. Gene Ontology annotation, molecular function: TBP-class protein binding; RNA polymerase II general transcription initiation factor activity. Lineage: Eukaryota; Viridiplantae; Streptophyta; Magnoliopsida; Brassicales; Cleomaceae. Gene Ontology annotation, biological process: RNA polymerase II preinitiation complex assembly; transcription initiation at RNA polymerase II promoter. The record is from RefSeq and is a predicted model, not a curated record.
CAUUUUUAUCCGCCCAAGGGAAACAAGUCAUCCGUCCGAAGCUCCGGCGACUGCUCAUCGAUCUCUUCUUCGACGUCACCGGCUAUCGGUAACUGCGCGAAUUUGGAUCUUUAUAGCAUUUGGGGAGUAGAAAUGGCGACAUUCGAGCUGUACAGGAGAUCGACGAUCGGGAUGUGCUUGACGGAGACCUUGGACGAGAUGGUUCAGAGUAGCACCCUGAGCCCCGAGCUUGCGAUUCAAGUUCUUGUCCAAUUUGACAAGUCCAUGACUGAAGCUUUGGAAAGCCAGGUGAAGACCAAGGUCUCCGUCAAGGGGCACCUUCACACUUACAGAUUCUGCGACAACGUCUGGACCUUCAUCUUACAGGAUGCGAUGUUCAAGAGCGAGGAUCAUCUGGAGAACGUAAGCCGGGUGAAAAUAGUUGCAUGCGACUCAAAGCUGUUGACACAGUGAGAUGCAUUUCAGUCUUUCUAUUUGUUGAAUAUUUCUUGUUGUUGUAUUAGAUUUCAUAAUUUCACUAUGUAAUCUCUGCAUUCAGAUACAUUGUUGAGUUCAAAUGGUUGUUUCAAAAGUCAAAAGUAAUCAAAUUUUAGCCUAUUAUUUAAAUCAAACAUCUUGAGACA